AUGCACUCGACUACAUUCGAAUUGCUGCGCUUUUCUCAUCGCCAUGAGGGAAUGACUGACGGUGUGGCGAUGUUGACGAAGGCCAAAGAAAAUUUGAUGUUCACAAUGUCUGCUUUAUCAGCUGAGCAACGUGUCGCACUUUCACAGAGCAAGCAUGAAUUCAUUGAAAUGUGCUCAUUCAACGGGCAUCAAUGUGAUAUAGAUGAGUAA
Molecule: messenger RNA, 210 nt
Organism: Cooperia oncophora
Lineage: Eukaryota; Metazoa; Nematoda; Chromadorea; Rhabditida; Trichostrongylidae
Source: the annotation of a GenBank genome assembly